Molecule: messenger RNA, 2133 nt
Organism: Cicer arietinum (chickpea)
Lineage: Eukaryota; Viridiplantae; Streptophyta; Magnoliopsida; Fabales; Fabaceae
Product: probable E3 ubiquitin-protein ligase WAVH2
Molecular function (GO): metal ion binding
Source: RefSeq, a predicted model, not a curated record
AAUGUAAAAAUGUACUUGACUUAUAUAUAAGUGUGUGUGGUGUUGAUGAAGAAAAAGAAAAUAACACAAACAACAACAAUAAUAGUGACUUAAAAAAGUAACAUCAACAAUGGCAACACAACCUGCUCAUUGCUGAAUUCUGCAGACCCUUUUGUCUCCUCUCUCUCAUAACAAAUACAGAAGACUCUCACACUCUCAGCUCCAAAGGGUCACACAGUAAUCUUAGAGAGAAAGAGAGAGUGAGAGAGAGAGAAUGAGAGAAGGAGGAAGAAGAAGAGGAACAUCAAAGCUGCUAAGAGAAGUAGCAAGGAAAGUUGGAGUUGCAGCAGCAUAUGCAUGUGGUUCAUUCUCUAGAAGAAAAGCAAUGGUGGAUCCAGUUACUAUUGACACCUCUUAUACUCUAUCUGCCACUAUCUCAAAUUCCUCCUUUGUUUCUCCAUCUACAACAAAAAAUUCCUCAGGAGAGAUAAUUGAAGAAAUUGAUUCAAGUAUAACCACUAACACCAACAACAAUGAGCUUCAUAGUAAGAGUUUGUGUGCUAUAUGCUUAGAUCCUCUGAGUUAUCACAGCAAGGGAAGCAGUCCAAGCCAAGCUAUAUUCACUGCUCAGUGUUCUCAUGCAUUCCAUUUUGCCUGCAUCUCUUCCAAUGUCCGCCACGGUAGUGUCACUUGCCCCAUUUGCCGCGCCCAUUGGACUCAGCUCCCUCGCAACCUUAACAACAUUCUAUCUGGUUCCUACGCAUCUAGCAACCAAAGUGAUCCCAUUCUACGGAUCCUUGAUGAUUCUAUUGCCACCUUUCGUGUUCAUCGCCGUUCUAUUCUUCGUACUGCUCGAUAUGAUGAUGAUGAUCCUGUUGAGCCUAAUGACUCGCCUGAAAUUCCCAAGUUAUGUUUCUCUCUUGUACCUAUUCCACCAAAUGCAGCACCUAGUUUCCAUCCAGCUUUGCAAGUUACCAAGCAUGCUUCAUGUCCUUGCCAUCUAUCCCUUAAUGCUUUAUCUUGCAGCUCCUCAUCACCUAUGCAAACACCAUAUAAUUAUAUCAUGUGUCCCUCCUCUAAUAAAGCUUAUCUCUCGGUAAAACUCACAGGCGAACGAGCAACUGACAUAGUCCUAGUUGCUAGUCCCAAUGGACCACACCUAAGGCUUCUCAAACAAGCAAUGGCUCUUGUGGUUUUCUCCCUCAGACACAUUGACCGCCUCGCCAUUGUCACAUACUCCUCGGCUGCAGCUCGUGUCUUCCCCUUAAGACGAAUGACAUCCUAUGGAAAACGCACGGCCCUUCAAGUUAUUGACCGAUUGUUCUACAUGGGACAAGCUGAUCCGGUUGAAGGGUUGAAGAAAGGAAUUAAGAUACUCGAAGACCGCGUGCACAAGAACCCUGAGUCAUGUAUCCUCAACCUAUCAGAUAACCCUACUAGACCAUACCAUGCUAUAAGCAUGGAACUUCCAUCGACACCUAUUCAUAGAUUUCAUGUAGGAUUCGGCUUUGGAACUUCGAGUGGAUUUGUCAUGCAAGAGUUUGAGGAGUUUUUGGCCAAGAUGUUAGGAGGCAUUGUUAGGGAAAUCCAACUAAGAAUAUGUGAAGCCGGUGAAGAAGGUGGAAAUGGAAGAGUGAUAAGAAUUGGAGAGAUAAGAGGUGGAGAAGAAAGAAGAAUUGUAUUAGACUUAGGUGAUUGUAGUCAUGUGUAUGUAGAAUAUAGCUACAUUGAAGGUGAAAUUGAUGAGUGUGUUAGAAGGAAUGGAGAAAGUGUUGUAGGUGUUGGAGAACAUAAAGGUGAUGAUGAUGUUUUAGAAGUUGGUGAAGAGAGUGAGAGUGAGAGGGAUAUGAACACUGCAACCAUAGGUGGAAGGAGUAGCAAUGUUGAAAGCUGGGAUUUUCAUGAUCCUUACAUGGCUAGAAGAUGGGCCAAGUAUUUGCAUGGUUAUAGACUUUGAAAUUCAAACUAUUUUAAUUUAUAAAGAACCAAUUAAUGUAUUCAUUCCUGUGAAGCUAUUAUGUUCUAUCCUCUCAAAUAUACUCAUCUAUUAUUAGUUAGACUUGUAAUGUUAUAGAAUUGGAAAAGAUACACCACACACCAAAAUGUGACAGUGAAGAUUAAAUUUGGUUUAAGCUUAGCAUCACAUAUUAUAUA